Funneliformis geosporum is the source of this 2781-nucleotide messenger RNA. The record is from the annotation of a GenBank genome assembly. NCBI's taxonomy places the organism in Eukaryota, Fungi, Glomeromycota, Glomeromycetes, Glomerales, Glomeraceae.
AUGGAUUCAUAUGAAAGUACUAGUUCGAUACCAAAUUUAAACGAGGAUUAUGCAGAAGUUAAUUACGACCAGUUAGAGGAAUCUCUGACACCUCCUCCCUUGGACCUUUACGGCGUUCUCAACGUUUCUAAAGAGGCAACUGAAGAAGAAAUCAAAGAUGCUUAUAAAAGAUUAUGUAGAACUUUUCACCCAGAUAAACAUGUAAACCCAGAAAAUAAGAAAGCCGCUGAAACAAAAUUUCAAGUGAUUCAAAAAGCUUACGAAGGCAAGUUAAAUUCCGAGAUUCAAAGGGCUUAUAUACCUUACAUUAUAUUUACUUGUUCAGUCCUUACGGAUCCAAAUAAGAGAAUCGUGUAUGAUAUGUUUGGUGAAGAAGGAUUAAGUACUUCUUGGGAGGUUGGACCUCGUUUGAAAACACCACAAGAGCUUAGAGAAGAAUUCGAAAGACAAGCUAGAUUAAAAAGGCAACAAGAAGUUGAAAAUAUGAUCCAUUCAAAGGGAGAUAUUCAAUUAAGCAUAGAUGCAACGCAGGCAUUUAAUCCUUAUGAUCGUCGUCGAAAUCGACUCUCCACAUUUAAUAUGAAAAACUUUUUUGAAAAUACUGAAAUAACACAACUUAAUAUGAAACACUCUUUUGAAACUCAAUUACGACCACAAACCCAAGUAGUGAUAAUUGGCCAAACCCUUCUACGUAAUGGAAUAGGUGGUGGUAAUAUUGUCGGGACAUUGCGGCAUUCAUUUUCGCCAAAAAUUUGGGCCGAAUUAUGUCCGCAAAGGCCUCAUAUAGUAUUGAUGAAAACAGGCAUGUAUUUAAAAAACAAAAUUUAUGAGUGCAAAAUUGUGAAAAUUCAAUUUCUAAAAUAUAUUCCACCCCUUUUAAAAAGCUUUAUCAUUGUUUCGGCUCAUUCGGGUUCUAUUUAUUCUCCACCAAAUUUGGUUUUUACAGGUGGCCGCGUAUUAGGGAAAAACGUUACUGGGUAUCUCACUUAUAAAACUGGAGCAUGGUCGUUAGGUCCCUGGAGAGCAAAUGAAUUGUAUUAUCGACGCGAAAGGUCAGCAGUUGCUAUAAGCAUUAGUGGUUCCUAUGAAAAGUCUGGAUAUAAUUUUGAAAUACAGACUGGGAUUGCGCAAUCUUAUAUUUCAUUACAUUAUAAUCACAAACUUUUUGACGAUUAUCUAGUUAAAACAUCAACUACAUUAUCGACUACUGGUGGUUUGACAUUAGUUUUAUUGGGAGAACGUAAAAUUACUGAACAUACAAAAGCUUCAUUGGCAGUUGAAUAUGGAUUUCCUCAUGGGAUAACUUUUAAAUGCAGAAUCUCUAUACCGAUUCUUGUCUCACCGGAAUUCAAUUUCAAAAUAAUUUUGUGGGGAACAUUUCUACCGAUUAUAACAAUGGCUGCUGUUGAACAAACAAUAUUAAUACCUAUGCGUCAAAAGAAAAAAGCCGAAAAAAUAGCAGCUUUUCGAGAGCUCCAUGCCGAGCUUAUAGAAAAUCGUAAGAGAGAAGCUACAGAAGCAACCCGUCUCUUAUUACCUUCAGUGGAACGCAAGACAGAGAUGGAGAGAGAAAAGGAUGGUCUAGUGAUUCUAGAAGCUUGGUACGGCAAUGUUUCAAGUUUAAAUGGAGAAGUUCCUUUAGAGGAACGAAGUGACGUUAUUGAUGUCAAAAUACCAGUUCAAGCUCUUGUACAUGAAUCACAAUUAACUAUUCCAGGAAGAUAUUCGAAGUCCAAUAUCAUGGGAUUUUACGAUCCAUGUAUGGGAGAACGCAAACAAUUAAAAAUCAGGUACCAAUUCCAACGUAAACUUCAUGAAGUUACAGUGGAUGAUACAUCUCCUGUUGCGUGUCCUUUAAGAUCAGAAAUAGCCACACCCGCACAACUCGAUGUUGUAGAGGUUAAAAAACAUACAACAAGUGGUGUUAAAUCUUUCCUAGCGGGUGGGUUCGGUGGGGUUGCAUGUGUCCUUGUUGGUCAACCAUUCGAUUUGAUCAAGGUUCGGUUGCAAACAGCUCCUGAAGGAGCAUAUAUAGGAAUGGCUGAUGCAACAAGACAAAUCCUUGUUAAGGAUGGGUUACGUGGUUUGUACAGGGGUAUGGGACCUCCAUUGGUGGGAAUCACACCAAUUUUCGCAAUAAGUUUUUGGUCUUACAACCUUGGUAAGAAAGUCGUCAUGUCAGCGAAUCCCAAUCGCUCUUCUCAAGAGUUAAGUAUUGGAGAAAUUAUGAUUGCUGGCGGAUUAUCGGCAGGACCAACCACAUUGAUAAUGUCACCAGUUGAGAGAGUAAAAGUUUUAUUACAAAUUCAAGGUCAAGGAGGUGUAAAUAAAUACAAAGGACCAAUUGAUGUAGUGAGACAACUUUAUAAGGAAGGAGGUUUGGGCAGUAUUUAUCGCGGAUUUGGAGCUACAUUAGCACGGGAUGGUCCAGGAUCGGCUGUUUAUUAUGGAGCAUAUGAGGCUACCAAGAGAUUUUUGACGCCCGCAAAUGCUUCUCCUGAUUCCUUGAACCCUGCAGCCAUUUUAUUUGCUGGUGGUAUGGCGGGAGUUGCUAUGUGGGCAAUUGCUAUUCCACCAGAUGUUAUUAAAUCUCGAUUACAAACAGCUCCGCCUGGUACCUAUAAAAAUGCUCUUGAUUGUUUGCGUAAAACGAUCGCACAGGAUGGUACAAAAGCAUUAUUCAAAGGUCUCGGACCAGCUUUAUUUAGAGCCUUUCCGGCUAAUGCGGCAACGUUUUUGGGUUAUGAAGCUAGUUUAAAGCUCAUGAAUUUGCUCUGGUAG